AUGCCGUCCGCGCUCGCAACGCUGAACGAGUGCGUCUGGGGCGACUACCUUUCCGCGCAGCAGGGCCGCCUCGCCCCUCUCCCGGACGUCUCCCACCUCACGCCGCGGGUGGUCCGCAUCAUGGGUGGCAACGCGGGUCUGAUGCGUCUCCAGGGCACCAACACCUACCUCAUAGGCACCGGCCGGCGCCGCCUCCUCAUCGACACAGGCCAGGGAUUCCACGCCUGGAUCGACAGCCUGCUCCGCGUUCUAGACGACCUCAACAUCGAGCUGAGCCACGUCCUACUGACGCACUGGCACAGCGACCAUACGGGCGGCGUGCCGGAUCUCCUUGUCCGCCGCCCCGAAUACGCCGACUGCGUCUACAAGUGCGACCCGGACGUCGGCCAGCGGGCCAUCGUGAACGGGCAGGUCUUUUCCGUUGAGGGCGCCACUGUGCGCGCCGUCUUCACGCCCGGCCACGCCCACGACCACAUGUGCUUCAUGCUGGAGGAAGAGAACGCCCUCUUCACCGGCGAUAACGUGCUCGGCCAGGGCCAGAGCGUUUUCGAAGACCUUGGUACCUUCACGCAGAGUUUGGCAGAUAUGGCUGCUCUGGGGUGCCGCGUAGGGUACCCCGGCCACGGGCCUGUCAUUGCCGACCUGCCGCACAAGAUGGACGAGUGCAUUCGCCAGAAGGAGGCGAGGGAGCGGCAUGUUCGGGUGACGCUUGAGGCUGGCAGGGCGAUUUCUUUGCCUUCUUCUUCUUCUUCUUCUUCUUCUUCUCCUCAGCUCAGCCUCGGCGGGAAGGGGAGUUUGAGGGUCACGGAGCUCGUGGAGCGUAUGUAUGGCGGUCUUCCUGGGGAUGUGUCACAGCUGGUUGUUCGCCCUAGUGUGUUGGCCAUUCUGGAUAAGCUUGCGGAGGAGCGGAAGGUCGGGUUUGAGAUGGUUCACGGGGAGCAGCGGUGGUUUGCGCAGGAGGCGAAGAGGCCGCGACGCUUGGAGGGGAGACUGCGGCCUUUGGCUGGGUCGCGAGCUGCGACGAUAUUGUAA
Molecule: messenger RNA, 1032 nt
Organism: Colletotrichum destructivum
Lineage: Eukaryota; Fungi; Ascomycota; Sordariomycetes; Glomerellales; Glomerellaceae
Product: Putative metallo-beta-lactamase, winged helix-like DNA-binding domain superfamily
Exons: 1
Coding region: 1-1032 (343 amino acids)
Biological process (GO): secondary metabolite biosynthetic process
Source: RefSeq, a predicted model, not a curated record